AUGACAGACGUCGUCGGUCUUGGACUCGUCACUUCUUCUACUACUACUCGCAAUCAUACGUCUUACACGUCCCAGACAUAUCAAGCCCAGAACCAGACCCAAACCCCGAGCAAGUGGCAGCAAAAGGCCCAGAACCAACACUUGUUUAGAAGCAGAAACAUUCGUCGGUCUUCAUCAUCACUUUUGUCUACUUCCUCAACCUCUCCUUCGACAACUAAGACCGCGACGCCUAAUACCACUACCGCAGCUACCACAAAAAGACGAAUCACUCGUGCUGCAGCUGCCACUGCUAAGGCAGCUGAGGAGAGAGAGAAGAACAAAGAAAAGGGGAGCAACAAGGCAGGCAAGAUGUCGACAAUAACCACCACCGGCACCGGCUUCGCUGCUGCGAGUUCGUCUACCUCUUCAAGUAGUCGGCACUCUUCGAACUCCACUACUCCCACCUCCCCGCUGCAGCAUCACCAACCUCAUUCCAAUUCACAUUACUCACACCAACACACUCCACAUCAGCAGCAACAGCAACAUCAGCAACAACAGGGCCAGCAACAGCAACACCAGUACAGCAUCCGUUCCCAUCCAACAUCCCAUCCAUCCCACCCAUCCCAUCCCGCAUCCCAUCAGAGCUCCCAUCAGGCUUCAUACACCGACUCCUUGCUAGCAGUCCAACACCCUUCUUCAUCCUCUUCUUCUUCCGCCGAUGCCUCCGGAUCUCACCAACAACCCCAACUACAACAACCACAAGACAGCACAAGGUUAAGAGGCCCUUUAACUCGCAAACGAGCAGCGAGUCUUGUAUCAGGGAAACUGGGCGAUAGGACAAAGCGGUUGAGUAUAGAUCUCAACGCAGCCCGCUCUGGUACUAGUACUCGCUCGCAUACUGCUUCCCACACCACCUCCGGACUAGCACGGGAAACCGACAGUGCCGCUGUUGCGAAAGAAACCCGUGGAAGUGGCAGUGGCAUUGAUGGUCCUAGCCUCAAAGAUUCCAGGGUAGGGGCAGACCUGGAUACCCACUUCGUGUCUUCCUUGGUGUCGGGUGGAGGAGGAAGUGUGGGCAGUAUUGGAGGUGGAAGUGUUGUGGCUGGUAGUGCUGGUGGUGGGCAGCAUACUGGAGGGCAUUCUGGAGGAGGGCCGCCGCAGAGGGAUCUAAUCUGUUUGUGUACGCCUGCGCCGAAGGUUCCUAGGCCCAGGAAUGCAUUCAUCCUCUACAGACAACACCACCAAGCCCGCGUCGUGUCCGAAAACCCCGGUCUCACCAACCCUGAAAUUUCCAAGAUCAUCGGUGAGAAGUGGCGCGCCGAAUCGGACCUACACAAGGAAGAGUGGAAGCAGCUUGCCGAAGAAGAAAAGCUGCAUCAUCAGCGGAAAUAUCCAGAGUACAAGUACCAGCCUAGACGGGGGAACAAACAUAGUGCCGCCUCUAGUGUUGUUGGUGUAGGGGGGUUGGGGAGUAAUAGGACUAGUCCUACUACGCCUGGUGGUCCUGGGAGUAUUGGAGCAGGUGGACUAGGGGGGAUAGGGGGAAGUAGUGCGGGAGGGAUAGGGACAGAACAUCCGGGUAGGUGCCCGAAUUGUGGCGGGAGGUAUAUCGCUACGCCUAGGACGCCUUCGACGCCUUUUGCUGCGGCUGCGAGUGCGAGUGCGAAAGGUUCGAUGCACGGUGGUGAGGGAAGGAGUGCUGGUGGUGGUGGGGAGUCGGCAUUCAGCGCGGGGAUGGAUACCCCAAGGACGAUGGAACACCAUGCUUCAGCGUCGUCUCGCAGCCAGCAACAUUAUGGCCAGCAACACGGCGGGUACAAAGAUCACCGAGCGUCUGUUUCUUCUCAGGGUGGUUACCAAGCGUAUCCCAACAGAGAUUACCAUCACAGCCAGACGUACCAUUACCCGACACCUUCGCAUCAUCAGCAAUACCCAUCUCAUCCGCUGUAUGAUAUGCCGCAGGAGUACGACGUUCCUACACCCACUGGCACCAGCUCAAAGCGAAGACGGUACGAUUCGACCUCGAUGCCGUAUCGUCCUGAGCGUGAAUAUGCUCUUCAGUCGCCUAAUACUCCUUACGGGGGCAGUCAGAGACAUCCGAGUGUAGGUGGUCAUGGGCACAGUCACGGCCAUGGACAAGUCUCGUUGCAUCAUUACCCGCCUCCACCGCCUCCUACUUCCUUGGGAGCAAUUGGCGGCGGCGGCUCAGGAAGUGUCCCACCCACGCCGGGCUUCGCUCCCGCUCCAGCCGGACCACCGACUUCCACUGCUGCACUUUCCGGUCCUGCCUCACUAGCACUUUCGGGAUGCGGUAGGGGUCCUCUCUCAAAUACCAUGGCUCCACCUCCUCGGCCUCCUACACUUUCUGUGCCUGGCUCUUCGAGCGGUAGCUACCACCAUGGUCAACAACAUCCAGCGUCGUCUGGUUCUUGCUCCGGCCUCAGCCCGGUACGGAUGAGAGGUGAUGAUUCUGUUUUCGACCCAUCUCUUCGCUUGCCUCCGUUACAGACGCACUUGGCUCAUUUAUCACCCCAUUCUCCUGAAUCUGGGUCUUCGUCUUCCGGGGCUGGUGCUGGUGCUGGUCUGAUUUCGGCAGGUGGAGGUGGCAUAGGACUGGGGAUAACUUACCCCGGUGGUGAUCAUCGUGAUCCUAGAUCUGCUUCUUCGGGCGGCUCGCAUCCUUAUCCAAGGCUGACAGGAUCAGGAACAGCGGGAAACACGCCCACUGCUGCUUCUUUCCCUGCAAGUUAUCACCAAGGAGCCCACCCUCACCCUCAUCACACGCAACAAGCACCCACCUCCACUCAUCCCUCGUGGGCGACACUGUAUCCUGGACAAAGAGAACAGCAACAGGCUCCGCGGAGUGACCCAUCUCAGGCCAUCAUGUCAAGGGACAAUAGGGAACGUGGCAGUACCACAACCCUCCCACACCACCCACCCCAAACCUCCGACUCCAACACCAAAAGGCAACUCGCCCUCAUAGAAGCCCAACAGCGCCAGCAAUCAGUAGAAGCGAUGGUUAUGAGCAUCUACUACGUUCGCAAGGCGUCUGUGCUUCGACGGAUUGGGCGGGAACUGCCUGCUUACGGUGCCGUAGCUGACAAUGUGGACAACUUGUCUGAGACCGGGGAUGAUUCAGCACAGGAGCAGGCGCAGAUAAUGACGACGAGAGGACCGAUUAUUGCCGUUGAAGGACCGAAUAAGGAGUUGUUGCGGGCUGUUAGCAAAGCGGUGCAGAAGGCGUUGUUGCAGUUGGGAGAUUGUGAGGUCCGAGCGUGGGUUGGAGAGGGGGAUGUUUGGGAUCGGGAGGGUGAGAAAGAGGAUAGCGAGAAAGUCAAAGCAAAGAAGGGUGGUGACGAUAUGGAAAUGGACGAUACCGUCAUCGUACGCGGUUCGUCGUCGCCUAAAUCCAAUGAUGGAAAUGACCGCUCCUCCUCUCCUCUUCCUCUUCCCCUUCCCUCCACAAACAAAAAUCCCUUCUCCCGCUACCUCGACCUCAUGCUCUCCUGGCACCAGAAAGCCUCGGAGCUGACGAAUUUUGUUACUACUCCUUUUUUCUCACCCUCAUCUUCCUCUUCCCGCUCUUCAACGCCUCUACCCGCCUCCCAGCAACCCUCCAGACAGUCCUCCAGACACCCCUCUCAUUCGCCUUCAAUCCCUGGCCAAAAACUCCCCAAACUCCCCAUCGCCCUUCUCCCCCUCGGCUACUCUCUCACUUACUCCGACCGCUUCGCCUGCACCAUCCCCAUUGCCGAUGCUUACGCGCCCGUGGAUCACUGGCAAUGGAUGGCGACCCUUUGGCGAGGGAUCGUGGGACCGGAUCUGACGGUGUAUGUGAAGCCGGUAACGGAGGAGGAGAUGAUGAUGGAAGGGUGGCCGCCGGUUGGAGUGGAAGUGAAGGGGGAGAGAUUGAUUGUUGUUAGGGUUGUUGUUCCGUCUGGACAUGGGGGACAGAUAACGGCAGUAGAAGAGUUGAGUGGUGAGACGGAGAAACUGUUGGCGUUUGAGGUUGGGGAGUGGGUUAGGGCUGGACCGUUUGGAGUGCGGGGACGAGGAGGGGUGGCGAGAGGGGAGAGGGAGACGACGCAAGUUGGGUAUGAGUAUGAGAGGAGUCAUGGGUAUGGUAGUGAAGGAUGGUGA
Molecule: messenger RNA, 4119 nt
Organism: Sordaria macrospora k-hell
Lineage: Eukaryota; Fungi; Ascomycota; Sordariomycetes; Sordariales; Sordariaceae
Biological process (GO): negative regulation of transcription by RNA polymerase II; cell differentiation; anatomical structure morphogenesis
Molecular function (GO): DNA-binding transcription factor activity, RNA polymerase II-specific; RNA polymerase II cis-regulatory region sequence-specific DNA binding
Source: RefSeq, a predicted model, not a curated record